Leptopilina heterotoma is the source of this 1740-nucleotide messenger RNA. RefSeq names its product membrane metallo-endopeptidase-like 1. The record is from RefSeq and is a predicted model, not a curated record. Bases 1 to 1740 code for a protein of 579 amino acids. Gene Ontology annotation, cellular component: plasma membrane. Lineage: Eukaryota; Metazoa; Arthropoda; Insecta; Hymenoptera; Figitidae. Gene Ontology annotation, biological process: protein processing. Gene Ontology annotation, molecular function: metalloendopeptidase activity. The transcript has 12 exons.
AUGAAACUCGCUGUCGUGGUCACCACCCAGAAGGAUGCUACCAGACUGGAGAAGAUAGGGCACAUUAAAAUCGGUUUUGUGUCCUGCAGAAUAAGUAGAAGAGUUAUGGUCACAAGGUGCCACAGGUGCUUUGGUUAUGGCCAUAUAGGUCGAGACUGCCAAGCAGUAGAUAGACUUAAUAUUUUUGUUAUUGUAAGUGCGGAAGACGUUAAAAAUAAUAUAAUUGAUUUGAAUAAGGAAGGAAAUGAGUCAAUAAAUUUUAUAAAUAAUUCCGAUGUGUGUCAUUCUGCAGAAUGUUACCAAAUUGCUAAUGAUAUUUGGCAGAGUGUAAAUCAUUCUGUCAACCCUUGUGAUAAUUUUCACGAGUAUGCUUGCGGAAGAUUUGCGUCUUCAAAUCCAAUUCCAAAAGAAGAAUCAGCAUGGAGUACCAUUCAAAAAUUAAGAAGAACUGUCAAACUACGAAUGUUAGAAAUAGUAAUGGAUGGAUAUAAUAAUUCAACAGAUAUUUUGCCAGUAAAGCAAAUGAAAAAAUUUUACAAAUCUUGUACUAGUUACUGGAAGGUCGGUCGAAGGGGUUUGAAGCAUAUAAAAGCAUUUUUGGCUCAAAUUGGCGGAUGGCCAUUGAUAAUGGAAAGAGAAGAAUGGUCCUCCAUGAAAAUAUCAUGGCAGGAUAUUAAUCAAUUUUAUUCGCGAUUAUUAUUUUUAUCUUCAUUUUAUCGCAUUAAUGUUAAGAGCGAAUCAAAAAAUUCAAACGAUUAUACUGCAGAUGUGGAAAAUUCUUUUAAAAUUAUAAAGAUUCAUCCUCCUACUGUACCUUUAAAAUCAAUGGCUCGUUAUAGUGGAAAAAUUUUUAACAAAAACUUUACUGAUAUGUACGACAAUGGAAAAUAUGAAAUUUAUAUUUUCAGAAUUGCUAACAUGUUAGCAUUUAGUAGAAGUGCUCAUAUCAGUAGAAAACAGUUGCACGAAGAUGUUAAUAAUAUGAUUGAAUUGGAAAAAAAAAUUUUAAAUAUACCUCACACGCACGAUUCUGAACAACCUCAAUACAUAAAAAUUGAUCAACUUCAGGAAAUUUACAUCAACAAAGUAAAAACACCGGAAAAGUCGAAGAUUAAUUGGAAAAAAAUAAUAACCGAUUAUUUUAAUGAGGCAAAAGUACAACUCAAUGGAGACGAAUUAUUUCAAAUUGCAAAUAAACAACAUUUUGAAACAUUGGUAGAAAUUUUAGAAAACACUGAUCAGCGAACUCUUGCAAAUUAUAUGCAUUGGCAUUUUGUAUCAUAUCUUCUCCCUUAUACAACAUUGUUCAUGGAAGCUCUAAGAAUUAAUAUGUUAAAGCAUAAAGAUGGAAUCGAAAAUAGACCAAGGUGGCAAAAUUGUAUAAGAAAUUUAGAAAUGCCUCGAGUUCUUGCUUAUGAGUACGCUAAAAAAUAUAUGAAUAUUGAUAGCAAGGACAAGGUUAAGAAAAUAUUUUUAUCAAUUCAAAAAGAAAUGGUUAAGCACAUUGAAAAAGCUGAUUGGUUGAAUGAUGAGACAAAAAAUAAUCAAUUAGAAAAAAUUGAAAAUAUGAAAGUCAAUAUAGGUUUUCCUCAAUGGAUAACAAAUGAAACAUCAUUAAUCGAAAUGUAUCAAGGGCUUGUAAUUGGAAACCAGUACAUGGAAAAUAUUAUAAGUAUAAAGAGACUUAAUGCUAAAAGAGCUUUACAAUAUCUCAGGAGUUCUUUGGAAAUUAAAGAGUAA